GACUUUGAGUGAGGGGCAGGUAAUAUAAGAUGUUUCUUCUCCCUGUGUCGAGAUGUGACAUGAUAUUGACAAAUCGAGAAAUUGCCUUGGCUGGAAGAAAGAAAGAAAGUUUAAAUUUAAAUUUAAAUUUUCCAAUUAUCAGAUUCAGACAGUCAACAAUGUCCCAGCUUCUCUGUUUGACAUUUGUGGUGUAGAUUUCAGUGACUGUGAUGCUUCGUGUCUCUGUUUGGUAAGUUUUAGUUUCUGUUGUGGUCUGGGUCUCCGUGAUGAUUUGUAUUAAGUUAUCGCCUGUUUUGUUAUAACUGCAGUAUUGCUGUCAUUUCUGUGUUACUUACUGACACUGUAGUUUGUAGGGAUUGGUACAUGUAUGUAUACAGCUGACAUAGUCAAAGUUAAUUAGUUUAAUUGGUCCCAUUCAGGCCAGAUCUUAUUUCCAUAGAGGUCCAUGUAAACAGAAGCGUACACGGCACAUAAAGGGGAAGAGAUACACUUUACAGAUAUUCACUGAACUGAUUUCCCUACUCUGUCAGCAGAGGCGGAGAAACUACAGGCCACAUACACCGAGAGAGCACACAACAUGGAGAGACACUCAGGAAGUGAACAGGGGAAGUUUAGUGGUUUCUUGCGUCAUCGUUUUAAGCUGCUACUUGUGUGCCGAUGCUGAGUGAAGGUAGGAACGAUCAUAUUCGCUUUUUUAACUUUCUUUAUCCCUCUUUUUUUCUACACUGAAACUCUUGAGUAAAAAGUGGGCAGAGAGCGAGGGAUGGUGGACAAAAGGAGAGCGGUGGCAGGUGCGAAGAGGAUGCAGGAGGUGGGGAGUGACUUUGAAUGUCUGUUGGAGUCUGUAUGUUCAAGCUUUAUGAGUCCACUUCCGCUGCCGAGCAAAAAAAGCAGCAAGGCCGUGACAUGCAGGACUGAGCAGGACUGAAAUGAACGUGGUCAAAGAUCUGGAGUGGAGACAGGAGGUGUAGCUGAGUCCAACAUCCCUGAAAUGUGUAAUGGUGUGAAUGGUGUGAGACAUUUUGAGGGUUAUUCCUCUGAAUAGCAGAAGUGUAGAAACAAGGGUGUGGCUUUUCAAAUCGAGAAUAAAUAGUGUGCAUCAGGGGGAAGUGAAGAGCUGCAAAUGCACGGCGAGGAUUCAGAGCAGCUUAUUCUUUGAUUUUUGAAAAGUUGUGGCAUCAGGAAGCACAAAAACAUUUAUUUCUGCUUUUUCAGUAAAUGAAGAAAUGCUUUAAUACACCAGAGGAAACAACCUGCACCCUGCUAUGUGCACUGAAGCGCAGGAAACAGCAGCUACACCCUCAAAUCUCUGAAAUGUGCAACACCUCUGCUGAGACAGCGGCACAUUAACCCAGCUGGUCAACAAAAUCCAGGACUCAGUCGGUCUGUUGGUGACACACAAGAAACUGGGGUUGUUUCUGGAUGUGAGGUGAACACAGCAGAGGGGACAAGAUGAGGAGAGUUCGGAGGAAAGGAGGGAACAAGGAGAAGGUGUUUGGGUGUGAUCUGCUGGACUACCUGACCGCCUCGUCUCAAGAGAGUAAGUGGACGGAUUUAUUCUUUUAAAAAAGACCAAACACAGAAGAGAGCUGAUAUAUGAAAUAAUGAUUUUAUCGCUGUCCCCAACAGUCCCUCUGGUGUUGAGAUGCUGCAGCGAGUUUGUGGAGAAACAUGGGAUCGUGGACGGGAUCUACAGGUUGUCAGGAGUGUCCUCCAACAUACAGAAACUUCGGUAAGCUGAGUUUGUAACGCUGAUUUGUAAAUCUUCGAUCCAAAGUUCUCAUCAGAUUUCUGAUUUUUACCAUCAGGGGUGAGUUUGAAGGUGACGGGAGUCCAGAUCUGAACAAAGACGUGUACCUGCAGGACAUCCACUGUGUCAGCUCUCUGUGUAAGGCUUACUUCAGAGAGCUGCCCAAUCCUCUGCUCACGUACCAGCUGUACGACAAGUUCGCUGUGAGUACCUCAGACACACAAGUUCACCUCUUUGUUGAGCAGUCAUGAAGGUUCCUGAAGGUUUUAAGUAUCUCAAAAAUACAGUCAAGGAAAAGUACUAUCAUUGUGUGUUACAGGAGGCUGUGGCCAUCCAGCUGGAGGAGGAGAGACUGGUGAAGAUCAGAGAUGUGCUGAAGGAGCUGCCGACUCCACAUUACAGGUGCGGUCCUUCACUUUUCCAAACGAUCUUAACCUUUAGGAAACAGGUCAUGGUCUGUAUUUAAAUGCUGUAUCACCUGCUUUCAGGGGCCAUCCUUUUAGUUUUUUAUUUUUAUUUUACUUAGUAGACGUAAAGCCUCUUCAAAAAAAAAAAAGAUGGCUGCAAGAUACAGGGGGUUUAAAAGUAAUCGAGCUUACAAAAAACUUUAUUCCCAGGUAAAACUCUUUAACUACUACAACAACAUCUCUAUUUCAGGACUCUGGAGUUCCUGAUGCGCCAUCUGGUCAGGAUGGCUUCAUAUUCCUCAGAAACAAACAUGCACGCCAGGAACUUAGCCAUCGUCUGGGCCCCCAAUCUGCUCAGGUUUGCCUUGAUUAGAAACGUACAUCAGCAUCUGCCCCGCUGCUUACAAAUGCAGAUCUACUUUAAUCGACUGAACCGACCAAUCAAUCUGUGUUUGUUUAGGUCAAAGGACAUCGAGGCGUCGGGUUUUAACGGGACAGCGGCCUUCAUGGAGGUCAGGGUUCAGUCCAUCGUGGUGGAGUUCAUCCUCACUCACGUCCCUCAGCUGUUUCCCACUCUAGGUACCACCAAAGAAACCGGAAACAUGCGUCCCACACAGCUACCUCCGUCACUCUGUAUAACCGAAUCACUUCUGCUGUUUUUAGGGGUGUCCGGUGAGAGGAGGAGCUCGCUCCCUUCGCCGACAGCGGCGUCCAUGCCAGUGGACGGGUUUUUCAGACCUGUUGUUCAACCCAUCCAAAACUUCGGUAACAUCAGCCCAGGAGACGGUCCUUUACCCAUCAGGCCGUACCACGCCAUCAUCGAAGGCACAGACAAGUGAGUGCAGUGAUUUACUUUGUCUGAUCUGGAUUUUGAGCGUGAACAUGAUCAGUUGGAAAACAUAAACUGUCGAGAUAAUACUUGACUUUGUAUGUCACUGUGUCACUCAGGAGGAAAGGGUCUCUCAAAGGUAGGAAGUGGAUGUCAAUUUUCAACAUUGGAGGACGAUUCCACGACCCGAGACGGAGACACAAACACUCGGCCAAAGGUACAGAACAUUAUCAAGGCUAUUAUCAAUCAGUUAAUCAAUCAAUCUUUAUUUAUAUAGCGCCAAUUCACAAGCACUUUACAAAAAAAAGUGGGUCUAGUCCAAACUCUAGAUACAAAGACUCAUGCAAAGACGGUAUAAGAUCAGACCCACUCCCCUCCCAUCCUUAUCCACAUGAAAGUAGGACUGGAGAGGAACAACUUCCUAUAACGGGCAAAAACCACAGACUCAUGCUAGACCAUCAUCUGCUGAGUCUACAUUGAGUUUAAAGAGAGAGAUGGACAGAUAGCUGGACAGCACACAGGUCCACAGCAGUAAAACGUCUCCAUCCAGAGGAACCUACGGCAUGAUGGAGCUCAGGGACUCCAAGAGAAAACCGCUGAUAAUUUAUCACCGUUUGUAUACCUUCACCUAAAACAGUCCCUCCUUUGUUUCCAGAGAAAGACCGGCCCACCCUAAGACCAGCGAGAAGCAUGGACUCCCUCAGUACAUCACCGUAUCCAAAUGAAGGUGCUGCUCCGAUCACACAUUUUCUAAAUCUCAAGAAUGACUUGACUGUAUGCUUAGAUCAGCAUGGUCCUUUAACAUCAGCCUGUAGGCGUGUUUCUAUAUACAUGUGAAUGCACGUCCUUCCAGCAACAUGGCGGGACGUUGACCGACAAUCCAGCGUCUCCGUUUGUGUCUCUGGUGAGUAAAAAGGGUUUACUGGUCCUAACCUGUUAAACUUUGCUUUUCAGGAUCUAGACGUCCUGCACAGCGACCUCCUUCCACCACAACACCCCUUGUCCCCUCCCCCCAACAACCCGGCCCUGACGCUGCAGCGUCCAGCCCUCCGAUAGGUGGCAGUGAAUAUGCGGUGACGUACCGCAGGGGGACAGGGUUAGUGAGCGGAGGGUCAGGGACUCAGGGCACCUACACCGCUCUAGAUCCUGAGGGUUUAGGACUCACAGGAGGGGAGACUGUGCAGUCCAGAUCCCCGGGAAUCUCCACCAAAGUGGGUCGCAGAGCAGCCAUGCACAUCACGGGGCCCACCAUGGUUACGGUGCCCCUCCACAUCACCUCUAACUUAGCCUUAGGGGUGCUGCAAGGGGGCGGAGCCAACAGGGUCAUCCAUCGAGGCAGGGAGAAGGACGAAGGAGACAAGGUGGAGGGUAAAGAGGGAAGAGAGAGGAAGGAGAGCGUAACCAAGGAGAGGAAGAAGGAGAGAGGCAGGAAGGACGAGGAAGAGGAGAAUCACCAAAGAGGGAAAGUUACAGACGUAGAAACAGAGAGGAACAAUAAGGGAGGUGAUGAUGAGGAAGAAGGAGGUGAAGGGAAGAAGGAAGAGAGGAAGGAAGACAGAAGAGAGUCAGUGUCAGGGACGGGGAAACGAAGGAUGUCCAGAGAGAAACGAGCCGUGAGCCUGACCUCCAACACGCCGGAGGAUGAUAAUAAAGACGCUCCAGAUGAUGAGGCGGAUAUUGACGGCAACGAUGAGUACAUGGGUAAUGGAUAACUUAUAAUCACUUAUAAUCAGUGUGAUUAAAUACAUUUUUAAUUGUAUAUUUCAAACGUCGAAUAUCGAAUUUUAGCCCAUGUGGAUUUAAAUAAUUUAAGUUUGUGUUUUAACUUUAGAUAUGAAAGACGUGGUCACUGAAUGUCAGCCGGAGGCUCAGCACACCGAAGUGUUUGACACGUCAGAUAUCUUCAACUCGACUGAGGUGGAAGGGGACGACCUGGGGCUGUCAGGCUACGUUCAAGACAACUUUGAGUUCCUGGACCAAAUGGACUGCAGCGUCAUGGACCACAUGGACUGUGGUGUUCCGUACCAGGUGUGUGUGAGUUUGUGUGUGUCACCUUAAAGGGAUAUUCCAGCGUAAAAUAAAUUUAGGGUCAAACACACCGUAGUACUGAGUUAGACACCCCCUCCAGAGAUGAAUGUUGCCGACCGCUUACUUCUCUAGUUAUACCAACUUUAGUAACGACCGCAGGAUAGCAAUACACAGCGGUCUGAGGAGUCUUAAACAAACCUCAACUAAAACACCACUCUAUAGCCACAAAUAAUGCUCAGAACAGCUCCUAACUUCAUCAACAGUACAUAUAGGGUCCCAGCCAUAGUACUAGCCACCAAACAUCUUUUUAACUUUGCCUCAUUUCUUUAGCAAAGAGACUAAACACAACCCACCUACUCUCUCCCAGCAGCCGCUUGUUUGUAGCGAGACCUCAGGCCAGUCCAUUAAGGACUACAGCGGGGUGAUGCAGCUCAAGGAAGAACAUUUAUGAUUAUUUCUUUAUCAUUUCCUUGAAGUAAUAAUCACCAUAUUAAUCAUUUUGCACUGCAGACGUGGUAGUUCUUCUCCCUUACUGUCUCGGUCUGAUUGCAUUUCCAUGAAGAAAUGAUGGAAGAGAGUAGGUAAGUUGUGUUUAGUCUCUUUGCUGAAGAAAUUAGUCAAAGCUAAAAAGAUGUUUGGUGGUUAGUACUAUGAUUGGGACCCUAUAUGUACUGUUGAUGAAGUUAGGCGCUGUUCUGAGCAUUAUUUGUGGCUAUAGAGUGGCGUUUUGGUUGAGUGCGUGGUUUUGGGUAUUGCUAUCGUGCGGUCAUUACUAAAGUUGGUAUAACUAGAAAAGAAAACGGUCAGUGACAUUCAUCUCUGGAGGGGGUGUCUAACUCAGUGUUUCGGUGUGUUUGACCUUAAAUUAAUUUUACGCCUGAAUAUCCCUUUAACAGAAAAGGAUUGUUUACCUUUGAAUCUAAAGACCUAUCACUUUUUGUUGUUACCUGUCAGGUGAACGAGUUCUCCGUUGAACCUCCUGUUGAACUCCCCGGUCACUCGGAUGAUGAGUAUGAAGUCAUGGAGCAGUAUCAGCCCACAGAGGACCACACACACCUUCAGCCAGGACCUGAAACACACACGCUUAGCCCCACACAGUUAAACCCACACAGGCCGCUCAGCAUCGACUUGAACAGCAGACACACAAAAUCUCUCAGUUUGCCGUACAUGACCUCACCGGUCCACGGACCAGAGGAGUCCGGCUCUGAGGAGGAGGAGGCUGAGGAGGAUGAGAGUGAUGACUACAGCAGCGAGGACUCUGACAGCAUGUUCGUCAAGAGUCUCCCCUGUGAUUACUUUUUGAACAGUCUGUCCGGGUUAGAACUAGAUGCUGACAGUACGGACAAACACACCAAUGAUGGAGCUGCUGUGCAUCAAACUUCUGAGGACACAGGAUCUAUGAACCUCGAAUGUCCUGCAGAGAAAGUAUCAGCUGAUGGGCAAGAGGUGCAGGUGGAAGAGAAGAACGAAGAGGAAAAUGGACUGGAAGAGAGGGAGACAACAGAGAAAGAAGAGGGAGAAGAACUGGAAAAGACAAGGUAAUGGUGAAAUUAGAUAUUGUACAACGGAAAGUCAAAGGUAAUGUUUGUAAAGAUGAGCACAACGACGCCAUGUGUAGCUAUUUUAAUUAUAUGGGUCCUUCUAGACAACAAAACAGUUAAACCAGAAGUCCACUACACUCCCAUUACCAAAUGGCUAACAUGCAAAAUUAGCAACUAGCUCAUUAAAUCUCCUAACCCUAACCCGACAGACUUGACGUUUCACAGCCAGAGCUAAAAUUUUGAAAUUUCAAAAUACGACUCAAACUAAAGGUACAUUUAUUUCUCUGUAUGUGCUACAUCUAUUAACAGGGACAUUUGCCUACCAUCCUACAGAAAAAAAUCGUUUCCUAUUAGCAAAGUGCGUUGCAUCACUAGCUAUGUACAUAGUGGUGCUGCCCUCUAGUGGUAAAAAUAGGAACCAAAGCAGGUUUAAAGGAUCGGACCACCUCUCUGUGUUAAGGAGUUACAGAGCAAAAUACUGCUGCUGUGAUGAGCUGCGUGAAAGUUGGUUAAAUGGUCCAAAAAUAAGCUAAAGCCGGAGCUGUUUUUGGCAUUAAUGAAGAUUUAAGGCUUCAUUAUACUGUAGCAAAGCACAAAUUAGAAAAAGAUUUAAAGAUUGAACAACAUGAGGCAAAAUAGGACCCUGUUAAGAAAAACUGAAAUAUGCUGAGUCAUACUGCUAGCUUGCGCCGCUACUCUGCUAGCUAUUAAUGGACUGAAUUCAGAAGCUUUUAAACAAACAGACUUUUUGUUUUUUUGCAUUUAUAAAACCAUAAAAAUUAAGAUGAUAGUACCUACAGACUACAGUUACAACUGUGACUAUUUUAAAAAUAACUUACUAGCUUUAGUGUAUCAAGGCUAAUAGUUAGCUAUCGAGUUUGGCAGCUAGUCUUUGUCCUAAACUCCAAGUGUUGACGGCUAUCAUUGGCUUCAUAACAGCCUCUAAGUGAGACGACAGUUGACAUCACUGAGACACUCAUGCUUUACAAUAUAUGGUUUAAUGUGAGGCUGCAUAACUUUUAUGAGACAGAAGAAAUAAUCUCUUUAUUUCCAGUGACUAAUAUCAGUACAGGAGCGCAUCUUAGCUAAUCUUCACAAACCUUUGAUUGAUACAUAACUUUAAUCAAUAAGUAAUCUCUUUGUAAAGCUAAUAUAUGUAAGUUUAUCAAAACAUUCGUAUUUGCCCCUAUGUUAUACCAAAAAAGGGUAACCAUGGCCUGAAAGCACUGAUUUCUCUCUCCUCGUUGCAGCAGAAGAAAGUUUUUAAAAUUGCUUAAAUUGAAUAAAAACAGAUAAUCUUCGUAUGUUUGGCUUAAACCAAUAAAAAGAAGAUCCCCUGAAUCCUCCAUAUAUCACUUCAAUGUUAAGUUAAACCAAGAAAAUUAAGGUUUUUUAAUAAGCUCAAAACCAACUGUUGGUCAAAUGUGAAAAUCGACCAAAAACACUCUUAAAAUUGUCUCUUUUUUUGAUGAUUUUCACAGUGAAGAGACAGAAGAGGAUCACGUUGCUCUGGAAGACCCUCAAAGUGACGAAGAUCAGCCUGUAUCUCCAGAGGAGUCCACACACUGCCGCCCUGAGCUCCCCCAGCUGACUACUGACGAAUCAUGUAGCACGCCGGACGCCAUGAUAGAGAAACAUGAGUCUAUAGAUGAUUCUCACAGUUCCAUUCAAGGAGAACCUGAUGAUGGUCCUUCAGAAGAAAUUAGAGACUUUUCCAUGAGGGCAACAGAGGAGCUGCAAUCCUGUGAUAGAGGAGACAGUGAUGAGGGAGAGGACAAGGUUUCCAAAGAGGACACAUGUCAAGAAAUAACCGUGGAAAGAAAAGAAAGUGAGGAGAGCCUGAGGGUAGAAGAAACUAUGGACAACAAAGAGGAAGAGCAGGAAGGGGAGAUUCAAGAAGAUGGAAAAGAAGAGGAUAGUGUGAUUUGGGACGACUUAGAGGAUGUUGCAUGUGAGGUUAUAGAGGAAGAGGAAGGUGCACAAGAUGUGAAGAAAACUGCAAGAGCAAGUGUCUCUAGUGAAAAGGAUAAAAAAGUUGGAGAAGAUCAAAAUGAAAGAGAGGUUAAAACUGAAGAAAUUCUUAUGAACCCAGAAGAGACGCGAGUUAAAGUGGAAAAUGAGGCAAAUUUACAGAGUACAACUGAACUAGAAGAAGUAGUAAAAGAGAAGUGUGUCGUCAGCAAAGAGGCGCAGCAACAUGACAGAGAAGGAAAAGCUUCAGGAGGAAAAGAAGAAGAGAGCAGCAGCAAAAUACGGGCUGAUAAGCAGCAAAUAAGAAUAAAAAGUAUGGAUGUGAAAGAGGUCAGGUCUGAUUUAAAGGCCCUGACAGAAGGCAAAGGUGUGGGAAGAAAGCUGGUCGUCUCCAAAAAUCCAAAGUUUUAUCAAGUGAAAGCACUGCCUGUCGUGCCUCCGAAGCCUCAGCACUGCAAAAUCACCGCCAUGACCCUCCGACAGCAGCAAAGAGAGAGAAAAGACGCCGACAAAAACAGAGAAAACACGGUGAAAAUCCCAACAGAGGGGGAAAAAGUUUACUCAAGAGGGCAGGAGAAAGACGGAGCCGAGGAAGACGAGGGAGAAGGAACGCCUGAACUCAGGGGUGGAGACAGGGAGAGGUGGAGGGAUGUGGAUGAAAGUUUCAUGAGGGACGUUAACAGAAACAGUCCUCUCAGUAUGAAUUUUGAGGAGGCUGUCGCCAUAGCAACCAUGAAGCGGGAAAAGGAGAAAGAUUGUGAGAAGGAGAAGGAGAGGCAGAAGGAUUGGGGGAAUGAAGUACAGUGAAGACAGUUUUUUUAGUUUGUUAAAGAAGUAUUGAUUUAAACUGAUCAGAUUGUACAAAGUGGUUUUUAGCUCCUUUAGCAUAAAGGGCUAAAUGUCCCUUUUAUAAAUGGAGUAUUUUCUUUCAGUGCAAAUCACAGUAUUGUUUAGGCAAUCCUACCAGGAUGAUGGUUUGUAGGCUUUAUCUUUGUUUCCUUUGCAGGAGUGUGUCCAGAGGGUGGAAAGGGGUGGCAUGACCCCCUCUUUAAAUCUAAUCAGCCUUCAAAGGGACCACCCUAAAAUCCUUUCAUAUCAUAAAAAGGCAUAAAUAUCCAUUUCUGUCUAUUACAUUAAUGUCAAAAAGUCUCCUCACAGGAGUUUUAAAGUAAAUAUCAUUAGUGUGGACAGGAAUAGUAGAAAAAUCACAAUUAUUCGUGUGUGUGCUCAGAUAUGUCACACCCCCGUUCUUUCCAUUUCCUAUUAUAUUUCCUAAAAUCCAGCCUGUAUACAGUAGAUUUUUAAAACAAAGGUCAAAGGGUUAGAUAAAAUAUUUUCUCAAAGUAGAUAUGAUGAAAAUGUAUCAUCUGUGAUCAAAAUUUUAUAAGCAAAAGUUAGAUUUUUUAUGAUGUGCAUAAAGAGACAUUUAUGAGGCAGAGUCAGUUGUUUUUAUAAACAUAGGAAUGAUGUUAGAUAUUUUUUAAUGACUGUAAUGUUUUCAAAUCGAUCUAAAUCUCUUGUCAUAGAUUGAGAUGUUUUUUUUUUUCCUAAAGACAUAUGUUGCAUCAUAAUAAAAUAUGUGCAGUAUUGAAUGGCUCAUUUCUUAGUUUAACUUAUUCACAUUUUAUUCACUCAGUUUCAAUGAAAAAAAGAGCUUCAGGAAAAAUUGUUAAGAUACAUUAAAGUGUAAUAAUUGGUAAUUAUUAUAUUAAUUAUGAUUUUCUGUUGUAAAAUCCUGUCUUAAUCCUGUCUGUUUCAUCAUUUAAAGGUGGGGUAGGCAGGAUCUGAGGAAGUGCCAGUUUUUCGGGAGAAAUCUUGGAUGUAAGCUCUACCCCUCCUAACCAGUUUUCCUCUCCCCUCCCUCUCUGCCCCGCCCACAAACAGACGCUCCUGCUCGCUCAUAUCGUUCCAGUUAAAUUCAGAUAAUUACAAAUGGGGCCCAGUCAAGUGAAAGUAAAAAGCAUUGGUGCUCCUGUAGAUGUCAACAGACUACCAGCAAACACAAUGUUUGCAGGACUUCUACAACUAGGAUAAAGUGACAUAGUCCAGGACCCGAGGGAGGACAGUUUAGCGGCGCUACAACACGCUACAGCAGGUCCCGUUUGACAAGAAACACUUCUGUUACAGACACUUGUCUUACUUUGUUAAAGCGGUUUACCUGUCCAGCAGAAAGGUUACAGGGUCAGGAAGAUCCUGAAGCGUCCCCCAUCAUUGUUGACCCGGCUGUUUAGCUCUUGUCCGGUCUACCUCCUUUUGAAGUGCCCGUUAUUCAGCUAACUAACUUACUUUGUUUGGGCCCGUGCACGUUAUUCGAGGACUUUGAGCGUACCUCACAACACGAGGGAGCAGCGUCUGCCUCACAACCAAUCAGGUCCGAGAGGUGGAGAACGGCUUUGUUUACAGUCAGAAAGAGCGGACCAUUAAAAAAUGAUAAAAUGUUAACUACAAAGACAUCACAAAUCACAGCGAUAUUGUGAUAUAACCAAAUGUCAUCAAUAACUAAUAUCUAUUGACUCAUAUUAAAAGCUUUUUUGUGUAUACUCCACAAAAAAGAUGCUUCUUUAACAGAUUCCUGCCUACCCCAACUUUAAAGAAUCAUUAAAUCAUUAAAGAUCCCCGACUCGCCAACUUUAUUACUCGGUCAUUUUCUCAGCAGGAAGAAGCCAAUACAAGUGUGAUAGUUAAUGAGCUUCUCAAUGUGAGUCACGAUUUUUAAAGUAUUUCAGCACC
Messenger RNA from Xyrichtys novacula (pearly razorfish), 11256 nucleotides. Lineage: Eukaryota; Metazoa; Chordata; Actinopteri; Labriformes; Labridae. The record is from the annotation of a GenBank genome assembly.